AUGUCCGCACAGGAUAAAAACUCUACAGUGGACUUAGCAAAUAACUUGUCAACGGCCUCCUUGCUCUCUUACAAAUCUUCUGCUCCACUGACAACUCGUCAUAACAACGGAUCAAAAUCUGACGCACAACAGCAAACCGUCGAAUGGACAGACGAAGAACGUUUACUCUGGCUAUUCUAUAAACUGAAUGUAGUUUAUUUAAAUCUUAAUCAACUACCACUAAUUUUUAAAAGCGUGUACCAUUACGACAUUCCAUGGCUUGAUAACGAUAAAAAGCUAUUGUACAGCAAAUUUCCCCAUAAAUUGCGUAAGCUACUUCAAUGCAGAAGUUUCCCCCAUUACACUGAUCUUUAUGACAGAUCCUAUCCUUCGGAUUGUUGGCGUGCUUCUCCAUCCUUUGUCAAACCACUGGACAUUCAUUCUCACGUUCUUACCAGCAAAGUAUUCGGAAGAGAUGUUACUUCUCCAACUAUAAAAGUAAUGGAAACACGAUUGCGCACUCUGCUUCCAGACAGAUCACGAAUAAGCAUUGAAUUGUUACGUGAACUAUAUGAGAGUCUAUAUCCGCCAUUGACUCCCGAUAUUAUUUCAUCAUACUUGGUGUAUCCCUUGGCUGAGACACUGAAUGACAUUACGCCUGCGUAUCGUACUCUACUGCAACAUAUAAAAUCACCUGGUUUAGAGAUGGGAACUUAUUAUCUUACUAUAAAGUCUAAAGAAGAGUGUAAACACGGUGAACACGCAGAUUAUAUGCGUAUAGUAAGACGGCAGAUGGGCGAACUGAAUCCUGAGCAUGUAAGAAACGAUGAAAAGAUAGGAUGGAGCGUAGCCAAGGAUAAUUUGAUAGAUAGAAGAAGAGCGUCGACCGAACAGUUGGAGCAGAACGAGGAGACAGGAUGGAAAACAGGCAGGGAUGUAUCGAUAAGUCGUGAGAUAUUAUCCAUUGAGCGGUUGGAACGUGAUGGAAGUAAAAAUGAAGAAAGUUGCUUGGCGAAGCUCAAAGAAGAGAUACUCACUUUGUUUCAGAACACGUUUUAUUAUCGCCCUUCCGCGCUCGAAGAAGCCUACGUAGCGACUUACGACCGUCAGCCUCCGAUAAGUUCCAAGUCAAAGACAGUUACAGUUGCGGACCUCCUCAGCACAGAAUAUCCAUCUGAAUUUGCCAUUGUACAUUUAAAAUCAAAUAUAAGUUUUAUUUGUCGGAGGAGCAAGCAACCAUUCAAAGGAAGCGAGUUCAGAUAUAAAAUAGCAUCAGACAGGAUUGCAAUAUCGGAACGUAGGUAUUCAGAAUCCAGAACGGAUCAUAAGUCAGAAUAUAUUCAUCCACUAGAAGUAGCAUUUGCGCGGGUAUAUUGUGUCGCUGCACCAUCGACCGAGCUAACAACAGAUGACUUGGAAGAACUUUACUAUGAUUUAUAUCAAAGAUCAGUAGGCUGGCAUAAAUUCCAGUAUACAAGCUUCGAAGACUUUUUAGCAGACUCAAACGGAUUCGAUGUCAGGGGUCGAUUAAUAAAAGUCAAACAGUGUCGAUUGAGUGAGCUACUUAAGCAUAAACAAAUUUCACCAUUUCAUUUACGAACUGAACGAAGGUACGAUAUGCGCAAUGAGAAUCGAGUGCGCCCCAGGACAGAGGGACGUGGGACAUCUAAAUUUGGACACGAAAACACAGUCCGUAAUGAAAUACGAGAUCAUCAAAUGUUGGAAGGGAGAACCAUGCAUAAAAAUGAUAGCAGAACGCGUGCACGUCUGACUCAUCCACGGUUUGAUACUAGAUUUCAAUCACGAAACUAUACAAAGCAUUCUACAAGACCUGAAUCCCAGGUCGACGUGCGACAUUCAAUGUAUGGAGACACACGGUUCUAUGCCAAACCCGACCCAAAUUAUAAUAAAGGAUCUCGGUAUGGCUACAAAAGGGGACGCUCUCCUGAAGAAGGUAAUGUUGCGAGUGAGCGUUACAUGCGUAGAAGAAGAUCGAUAUCGCCUUUCAAACAUUCCAUGACGUCUUCAUCGCCUAGCAAAGAAGAUCUAGAACUCAAUUAUACUUCACUUACAAACGAGUUAUUAAAUAGCCCUCCUGUUGGGGUUUCAGUGACUACCGGUAUGUCAAACAAUGACGCAUUUAGAUCUUCUUCACCGCAAUGGACAGGUAGAACGUUAUUUGUUCGAACGAGUAAAUCUAAUGGAAAGCGUCGAAUGAUAUAUCCGAAAAGAUCGGGGGAAAUACACAGAGAUGCACAAAGGAAUGUAAAAGGGCAUUUACGAGGAUUGAGACAUUACAACAGACGGACCGAUUCCAUUCAAGACACUCAGCACGAUGGCCAUGAUAUGUCUCAUAUAGACACGUCCUUGUCCCCUGAUCAGCUUUCUCAUUUAUCCCGCUCUGCUUUAUGGACAAUGGAAACUAGCGAUCCCGCGCUUGGCCAAAAAUCUCCUUCUUAUUCAUCAAUCCAAAGGGAUCCCCAAGAUACCGAUUCCCACAUGUCAACUCGGGGGGUUUUUAUAAAACCUCUUAUAUCUAACAGAAAAUAUAAGAGUAUAAGGAGAAUAGAUAACAGCAAUGAAAGGCGCGAUAGGGAAAGAAGAAAUAGAAAUCGGUCUAGAAGACGAGAGGACAUUGAUGUCUACGAGCGUAGAUGUCCGCCGUUUUCGCCAGAAGCUAGAAGUGAUGAUGGGGAUCAUAGUGGUGACAGUAGUUCUAGUGGAAAUUCUGGGCUGGGUAUUCGGAUAGCUUCAUCGCCAUUGCCAGAGGUAUCAAAAGAGAUAGAGACAACAGGCAGAUAUCAUGGUGUUUUGUCAUCUCCCGCGUACUCACCUGAUUUCCGAGAAAACCCGACUUCGGAACCGGUGGUCAAUGUUUUAACGUCACCCACGUAUUCGCCACAACUUCAAGAAAAAUCAUAUAUGGAGUUUGGACUUCGUGUUCCAACGUCUCCUGAAUAUUCGUCGGAGCUACAGGGGGCAGUUAUAUCAGGAUUGAUGGUUGUUGCAUAUUCUUCUACAAACUCUUCCGCGCAUCAAGAAGACGCUUGUAACACCUCAAUUUCGCAAGAGAAACUGCACGAAGAUUCUGAUAUGCAUCUCGCAGAGUCUCUUUCGUACUCGCAGGAAAAGUCUUACAUGAAUUUGAGUGGUUGUCACUCGCCCUCCUCACAAGAAGAAAAACUUGAUAAGAAAUCGUUAUUCUGCAGUCAGUCAUCACCAUUGCAUUCCCAUGACUAUGAGGGAAAGUCACAUGAUGACUUGGAACAUUAUGAUGCAUCCUCAUCCUCGUGCGCCCCAAUUUUAGAGGAUGCGAGUACCAAUAUAUUGACCAAAGGAAAGCAACCAGAAAUUUCUGGCUCAUUGUCUCCAUCAACAAUAACGUCCACAGUUACACCUUCUACACCGGAAGGCUAUGAGGAAUUGAACGAUGAAUUGAGAGAGCCUAAUAGAAGAGAGUCAAAUAAAGAAUCGAGUGAAAAAAAAGUGAACGAAGAAGUGAGUGGUGAGGUUUUUGGAGAGGUAAAAGAAGAAUUGAACACAGGCUUGAGUGGUGAAUCAACAGUAGUAGCAUCAAUUGAAGAAAGGAAUGAAGAAUGCCAGUCGAAUGGGGCGUUGGGCAACAUACAGGUGUUGUUGAAAGAAACUGAUUUAAAUUCACUGAAUCCAUCGUAUGGCUUUGCUAUCAUGCCAGUAAUGAGGACAAGUGAGGUGUUUAAGGAGUUGUCACCUCUACAAGCAGCUAUGAUCGAGGCUAUAUUUAUUGUGAACAAAGAAAUGAAUUGUCAAAUGCUAGAUAAUGAAUCUUAG
Paraglomus occultum is the source of this 3789-nucleotide messenger RNA. The record is from the annotation of a GenBank genome assembly. NCBI's taxonomy places the organism in Eukaryota, Fungi, Glomeromycota, Glomeromycetes, Paraglomerales, Paraglomeraceae.